GUUUCCUCUUUAUUCAGUCAGGUGACCAGAUUCUAUGAAGAAAAUUCUCGUCGGAAAAUCUGUGAAAACAUAACUAAAUCUCUGUUUAAAAUAUACUAAAUUACAUUUGAUUCUUCGACAUGGCUUCAAGCAACGUUGACGAACUUAUUUCAUCUCAUCUUGAUGAGAAAAUUGAUAUGAUUGCUGCUACCAGCGUUCUUCAGCAGCAAGCUAGUGACAUCAGAGCCAACAAAAUCAACUGGCAAUCAUACAAUCAGUCGCAGAUGAUUUCCAAUGAAGACUAUCAAUGUAUCAGCGCUUUGGACAGUGACAAGAAAUCGCAGUAUUUGAAGGAUCAACCUUAUCAAGCAGCCAAGACGUUCCUCAACCUUUUGAGUCAUGUCUCGAAGGACACCACCAUCCAAUACUUGCUCGUUAUGAUUGAUGACCUUUUGACAGAAGAUCGCUCUCGUGUCGAAAUCUUCUUGGAGUAUGCAUCAAAGCGUAAAGAGAAUGUUUGGGGACCUUUCCUGUCUCUUCUCAAUCGUUCUGACGGAUUCAUUAUCAACAUGUCCUCGAGAAUUCUUGCUAAACUCGCUUGUUGGGGACAAGACCAAAUGCCCAAAUCUGAUCUUAAUUUCUACUUGCAAUGGCUUAAGGAUCAACUCACGACUACUGCUGCGGCUUAUGUCAAAGAGAUGGAAGAAUUAUUGAAGCAUCGGGUGCAUAAAGAUAAGGAAAAUCAUCAUCACCAUCAUCACCACCACCUGUUUCAUUUGCCAGGUCAUCAUCAUGCAAAUAAGGAUCACCAAAGUCAACAGCAAGCGGCGGCUAUGGAGAAAUAUCGUGAAGUGUCAAGUGCUAUCGAUGAGCCCUUAAAUGGAGCACAAUCGAGUUCAUCUACGAGCUCGACUUUAAAACUAACGAACAAUGAAUACAUUCAAUCAGUUGGACGUUGUCUUCAAAUGAUGUUACGUGUUGAUGAUUAUCGUUUUGCGUUUGUUUCUGUUGAUGGAAUAAGCACAUUGAUUUCAAUUUUGUCAUCACGUGUCAACUUCCAGGUCCAAUAUCAGCUUGUUUUCUGCUUGUGGGUGUUGACUUUCAAUCCACUUCUUGCUGAAAAGAUGAACAAGUUCAAUGUCAUUCCAAUUCUUGCUGACAUCUUGAGCGAUAGUGCUAAAGAGAAAGUGACAAGAAUCAUUCUUGCUGUAUUGAGAAACUUGAUUGAAAAGCCAGAAGACGCCCAGGUUGCUAAGGAACAUUGCAUCGCUAUGGUUCAAUGUAAAGUUUUGAAGCAACUUUCAAUUCUUGAACAACGUCGUUUUGAUGAUGAAGACAUUACUGGUGAUGUUGAAUUUCUCACUGAAAAACUUCAAAGCUCCGUUCAAGAUCUUUCGUCAUUCGAUGAAUAUGCAACGGAAAUCAAAUCAGGACGUUUGGAAUGGUCACCUGUCCACAAAUCAGCCAAAUUCUGGCGUGAAAAUGCUCAACGUUUGAAUGAGAAAAAUUAUGAAUUGUUGAGAAUUUUAAUUCAUUUGUUGGACACUUCAAAAGACCCAUUGGUGUUGUCAGUUGCUAGCUAUGAUAUCGGUGAAUAUGUUCGUCAUUAUCCAAGAGGAAAGCAUGUCAUUGAACAAUUGAAUGGCAAACAAUUGGUGAUGCAACUUCUCGGACAUGACGAUCCCAAUGUUCGUUAUGAAGCUCUUCUUGCUGUUCAAAAACUCAUGGUUCACAACUGGGAGUAUCUUGGAAAGCAGUUAGAGAAAGAAACUGAAAAAGCGCCAGGACAAUCCGGAGCUGCAAUUGCUGCAAAAUCUUAAAAAACAUUGCGCAUGGACGCACUACAUUUAGUAUUAUAUCUUUAUUUCUUCCAAUGUUUUGACUGUAACUCGAUGACUAUAAGUAGACGAAUAUAAAUUUACAGUUGGCCGCGGCAAAGUCUUUGGCAGGUUGUUUGAUUUUUGUCAUAUUAAAGAUGAUCGAGAUACAAUCAGAACGCUGUAUUGUUUUCUUAUAAUAUCUUCAACAGAUUUGUAAAUAAUGAGACGUUUCACAUGUUACAAUUCAACCUUGUUUUACUCUUAUUUUGUCAUGAAUUUUAUGAAUAAUUGUUUUUGAAAGUUUAAUGUUAGCCAUUCCAUUGAACCUGCUGCAAUUUGUGUUUUACGUGGGUGGAAGACGGGGGGAUAAAAAGAAGAAAUUGUCAGCAAGAAAUAAAAAUUAAAAUAAAUUGUUGUAAAUUAAUCAAACGAAAAUAUUCUAUCAUUACAAAAGAUUCAUUUAUUAAAGAAAAAAGAAUAAAAUCAAUGUCGAUAUAUAAAGAAAACAUAAAUUUUAUCCUAAAUUAAAAAUAACUUCUCUUUGAUUUCUUAUAAUUGUAAACGAAAUUGUGCUACAUAUUAUAGAAAACUAUUAGAUAUCACAAUAAUUAAAAGAUAUUACAAAUAAUUAACUUGACUUUUUACUUUUAAAUUGAUGGGAAAAUAUUUGCAAGUCAUGAAGGGAAAAAUGGUGAACAAAAGUCAUGACUCGAAUAAAUUUUUCUCUUUGAUCAGACAAUAAGAUUUAAUAUAAAAUAUGUUUAUCUUUACUUUAAUUAAACUUCGUCUCUCGUAACACUAUAUAAAUUAAAAAGAAAGCUGAGAUUAUAACUCUUUGAUUUCUUUAAUAAAAUGAAUGAACAGUAGACUCGUCAGGGGGAUUUGAUGUUGUUACGUUCUUAAGUGAACUGUUCAUUCAUGAGAUAUAUUAAGAUAGAAUCUUUAGGCUGAAGGGUUUGCAAUGAAAAUAGAUGACCCUUGAAAGAAUCUACCGUAAUAAACAAGGAAUGUCCCUCCAAUCUUUCCAAACAUCGAUUAAAUAUAUUUAAGCUUAUACUGUCAACAUUGAUAAUAUUAAAACCCAACGCACAACUGGCUGUCUCCAGUAGAUUUUUGUUGUCUUUUAUCCAUUCGUGCGUAGGGAAAAAUUAAUUAAAUUAAACUUCAUUAUUUCCAUUUCUCCAUUACUUGGGAAUACCGUCAAAAAAUAUUUGAUUAAUUGAUCCUUGUAGUGUUGAUAUGACAUUCGAUUUAAAUAAAUUUUAUUGUAGAAGUGGCUCAGUGUCGCUAGAAUUCCCAGUGUCACCGACUCCAAUUCUAUUCAGGUACUUGUUUCUCACUUCACGUGCUUGUCGAUCAGGUUCGUCACUCCCUUCAUCGUUAAUUGAUGACGAAGUUAGUUGGGGAAGUGUCGUUUUGGCUUGUUCUUCACGUUCUGAUGGUGUCAUGUUAAGAGUGCCAUUGUUAUUGAAAUCUUGCAGCCAAAUGAUGACAGUAGCAAGAAGGGCAACACUCAACCAACCAAUGAAGAAAAGCUCAAGCAUUAAAUAUCCUCCUUUGUCAACAAUCACACCAGCAAACAUUGAAACAACUGCAAGUCCAAGAUUCUGAACUGAUUGGCAGAUUCCAUAAGCUGUUCCAAGUUGAUAUUCUGGAAUGAUGAGUGCAACAAGCGGCCAUAAACUGCUUGCUAACAUUGAGUAAGCAAUUCCCAUAAGUAUUGUUCCGAUGUAGGGAUUGACGAAGGAGAAAGCAAGCAGAGCAUGAGCACCGAUUGUGAUAACCGUUGACAUGAAAACCCACAUAACGUUACGCCCUGUUCUGUCUACGAUGUAACCGCAUAGUGGACUGGCGAUAGCAGCAAUCGAGUAAAUAACUGAGUUCACUGUGUUGGCCUGUUCCGGUGUGUAAUCAUAUUUUCUCUCAAAGAAAACUCUUCCAAGUGCAAUAAAUGGAAAUAUUGCGACGUAAUAUGCGACACAAAUGACGGAAACCAUCCAGAAGCUAACUUUGAAUGUUUUGACAUCAGAAAGAUGUGGAGUUUCACCUUCAGUGUUUUCAACACGUCUUAGAUAUGUUUCAGCUCUUUUAUCCA
Clunio marinus is the source of this 3894-nucleotide messenger RNA. Lineage: Eukaryota; Metazoa; Arthropoda; Insecta; Diptera; Chironomidae. The record is from the annotation of a GenBank genome assembly.